AUGAUCCGCCAAAAGGAUCCGCCGCCAGAUGGAAGCAAGGUGUGCAGCAGCAACGUCAUCCACCCACAGGUCGUGUGUGUCACCAUUUUGCUAGCAGAGCAGAGAGCAGUUGCUCGCAGGCCAGGCCACGGCGCUUGGAGGACGGAAUCGGGCAAUGGUGCUGUCGGGGCUCGACUGGCGAUGCAGGGUCUUUUUGGGCCGUUCUGGGCCGGUUUUGGGACCGGUCAAUCACUUACAUGUGGAAAUACUAUGUUGUAUCGUAAGGACCGGACCUUACUUGCUCUGACGGUGUCUGCCGGCGAUUCUUUUGUGCAGUCUCACGCUGCGUUCCUUCAAAUUUCUUUUUUCUUUGGGCUCUGGGCUUUGGGCUUUGGUCUUAUUACGUCUGCUCCUGCCCCCUAUUAA
Messenger RNA from Sporothrix schenckii 1099-18, 405 nucleotides. RefSeq lists its product as uncharacterized. The coding region runs from base 1 to 405 and encodes 134 amino acids. NCBI's taxonomy places the organism in Eukaryota, Fungi, Ascomycota, Sordariomycetes, Ophiostomatales, Ophiostomataceae. The transcript is spliced from 2 exons. The record is from RefSeq and is a predicted model, not a curated record.